Opisthocomus hoazin is the source of this 1506-nucleotide messenger RNA. NCBI's taxonomy places the organism in Eukaryota, Metazoa, Chordata, Aves, Opisthocomiformes, Opisthocomidae. The record is from RefSeq and is a predicted model, not a curated record.
AUGGCAAAAAAAAUCAUCGACCUUGACCUGGCCAAGACUUCGAAUUCAUGCCAGGCCUUUCCUGGAGGGCAAACGAGCUCCUGGCCGCUCUGCUGGGAGCAGGGGAAGGGGUCAGGGGCCGGUUUGGUGGCGGAGGAGAGCGGGCCGGUACCUGAGGAAGAGGACGGGCGCUCAUCGGCGCGACGCGUGUCGCCCUGCCCAGAGCCGGAACGAAUCUGUCUGACCCAUCUCUUUCGCAGCGACGUCCUCGCCCUGCCCAUCUUCAAGCAGGAGGAAUCGAGUUUGCCUCCUGAAAACGAGAACAAAAUUCUGCCCUUCCAGUACGUGCUGUGUGCUGCCACCUCCCCCGCCGUCAAGCUCCACGACGAGACGCUCACCUAUCUCAACCAAGACCGGCGGCUGCAGUACACGGAGCACCAGCAGCUGGAGGGCUGGCGGUGGAACAGGCCUGGGGACAGGAUCCUGGACAUAGAUAUCCCGAUGUCGGUGGGCAUCAUUGACCCCAGAGCAAACCCAACGCAGCUCAACACAGUGGAGUUUCUGUGGGAUCCUUCGAAGAGGACUUCUGUGUUCAUCCAGGUCCACUGCAUCAGCACGGAGUUCACCAUGCGGAAGCACGGCGGGGAGAAGGGGGUACCCUUUCGGGUCCAGAUAGACACGUUUAAGGAGAACGAGAACGGGGAGUACACGGAGCACCUGCACUCUGCCAGCUGCCAGAUCAAGGUCUUCAAGCCCAAAGGAGCUGAUCGGAAGCAGAAAACGGACAGGGAAAAGAUGGAGAAGCGAACGCCUCAUGAGAAAGAGAAAUACCAGCCUUCCUACGAAACGACGAUACUCACAGAGUGUUCUCCCUGGCCGGAGAUAACGUACGUCAACAACGCGCCGUCCCCUGGCUUCAACAGUUCCCACAGCAGUUUUUCCAUUGGCGAAGGGUGAGUCUGCGAAGAGGCUGGCCGUGACCCUUCUUUUCCUACGUUGCAGAACCUCUUGCCCACCAGCACACCCCAGGAGGCCCAGCAGUGGCUGCACCGAAACCGCUUCUCCACUUUUUCUCGGCUUUUCAGAAACUUCUCAGGUGCAGACUUACUGAAGCUGACCAGAGAAGACGUUAUCCAGAUCUGCGGCCCUGCGGAUGGCAUCAGGCUCUUCAACGCGCUGAAAGGACGGAUGGUGCGGCCCAGACUGACCAUCUACGUCUGUCAGGAGUCCCAGCAGCUGAGGGACCUCCAGCAGAAACACGACGAUGGGGACACUGUAACCAGUACUUUUUUCGUGUACCACGCGAUUUAUCUGGAGGAGCUGACGGCCGUAGAACUGACGGAAAAGCUGGCCCAGCUCUUCAGCAUCUCCUCCCAACAGAUCAGCCAGAUUUACAAGCAAGGCCCGACGGGGAUACACGUGCUGAUCAGUGAUGAGAUGAUACAGAACUUCCAAGACGAAUCCUGUUUCGUUCUGGACACCAUGAAAGCUGAAACCAAUGACAGCUACCACAUCAUCUUAAAAUAG